UUGAAACAAGGAACCAAACGGGCCCCCAAAAACCCUAUUGAUAGCCGCAGCUACGAAAGUGUCCGAUUAUAAGGCCCGAGCUAGGGUUACAACUACAACUACAACUACAACUACAACUACAGCGAGAGAGAGAGAGAGAGGAAUCGAUGGCGUCGAAGGUUACAGUGAAGGCAAAAGGCAAGGCGACGAAGGGGUCAAGGGUCUCCGAGGAGCGAUCUGCGGCGAAGUGCGUGAAGGAAUGGACGACAUGGACGAUGAAGAAGGCCAAGGUCAUCACACACUAUGGUUUCAUCCCACUCGUCAUCAUCAUCGGCAUGAAUUCCGACCCCAAGCCCUCUCUCUCUCAGCUCCUCUGCCCUGUCUGAGAUUGGUUUGAUUGCUUCCAUUAUCUCCAAUCUUCUUUUUUUCUUUUUCUCUAUUGAUUUCCUAUUUCCUGUAGUAGUGGUCGCUCGGUUACUAUUCGUCGAAUUCACAUGGAUACUCAUCUAGGGUUUUGCUUUCAUGUAAUGGGUCUCUGUGUAUUUGGCCUUUGACUCUGCCUUUUUUUUAUAUGCUUUGUGGUUGGUGAAUUACUACAUCA
Camellia sinensis is the source of this 580-nucleotide messenger RNA. Lineage: Eukaryota; Viridiplantae; Streptophyta; Magnoliopsida; Ericales; Theaceae. The record is from RefSeq and is a predicted model, not a curated record.